This is a messenger RNA of Naumovozyma dairenensis CBS 421, 2730 nucleotides long. RefSeq names its product STE20 family serine/threonine-protein kinase. Lineage: Eukaryota; Fungi; Ascomycota; Saccharomycetes; Saccharomycetales; Saccharomycetaceae. Bases 1 to 2730 code for a protein of 909 amino acids. The transcript has a single exon. Gene Ontology annotation, molecular function: protein serine/threonine kinase activity; ATP binding. The record is from RefSeq and is a predicted model, not a curated record. Gene Ontology annotation, biological process: intracellular signal transduction; protein phosphorylation; regulation of MAPK cascade. Gene Ontology annotation, cellular component: cytoplasm.
AUGAGCGAUCAAGCAGACAUUCCACACAUGAACGGGAAACCCGAUGAUUUAACGACUAAAGAUUCCUUUACUUCUAACUCAACUGCAUCUACAGUAAACCCAGAAAUACAUGUCGAACAGGAAUAUACCCGAGUAACCGAUAAAUAUCGUUCUAUGGACCCUAAGGCUUUAGAUCCUCCCACCAUAAUAAGUGACAAUGAUGUCCUACAGAAUUCAGUCUCCUUAGAUGACCCUAUUCAAUUCACUAGAGUUUCAUCUUCAUCGGUUCUGACAGAUUUAUCCUCGACAGAUGGAAGUACUCAAGACUUAAAACAGUUCAAUAUACCAAAUCGAAGAGCUUCUAUCCAAGAUGAAAAUUUAAGUAAAGAAGGCGGUGAAACCCCAAGAACGGAGACUAAAACGAAUGUGUCAACCGUUACACCAACUUAUGCAGAAUCGCAUGAAGUUUCCACCAUAGACGAUAAUACGAAUUCGACGAUACGUGUCUCAGAAUCGGAUAGGAACAUAAAUAGUACUAUAAAUGAGACAUUUACAACAAAUGAUAGUACUGGUGAUUUAAACGAUACUAUUAAGCUAAUGGAUUCUCCGGCUUUCCAUUCUUCAAAUAUUACAGAACCAAGAUCAAGUACGCCCUUAUAUUCACAAUCACCAAGCUUACCAAAGAGCUCUUCAAAACCUAUAUCUAAAUUCUCAUCGGUUAAGAAGCCAAUGACACCUGUAAGUAAUAGUACUAGUAAUAGCACACCUAUGGUACCUAAUAACAAUAAUAAUAUACGUUCAUCGCCGCUGAUGAAAUCUAGUAAGAAGGUUUCGGGAACAUUAUCGAGCAAUACUAGCUCCAAGAUAUCAUCUGCACCCUCUUCGAAAACGUCCUCGACUACUUCUUUCCAGGGAACAACAGAUGCAACAAAAUCAAGGAGUAGCAGUAGUAGUCUUGUCAAGGGAGUAUUUUCAUCAUUUGUACAAAAUAUUAAAAGAACUUCACAAGGUGACAAGAGAAAAUCCAAUCAUAAUAGUGGACCAUCUUCUGUCAAAAUUUCGACUCCUUAUAAUGCAAAACAUAUUCAUCACGUCGGUGUAGAUGCCAGGACCGGUGAAUACACGGGACUACCUGAGGAAUGGGAAAAAUUAUUGACUUCAAGUGGGAUCUCUAAGAAGGAACAACAACAAAAUAUGGAUACUAUAAUAGAUAUAGUGAAAUUCUAUCAAGAUGUUUCUGAUGCUACCGGAGAGGAUAAAUUAAUCAAUACUUUUAAACUUCCAGAUACUUCUGACAGGAAAAAUGAUUUUGGAUCACGCUCAAGUUCAAAUUCCACUGUACAAAAAUAUGAUCUGUCAGGUCCUGCGACCCCUAUCCUUGGAUAUGAAUCACCAAGACAACAAUCUCGAACAUCAAUUCAAUCUUCACCAAAGAAAAAUAAUUCAAGAGAUAUCGGGACUCCAAAACUAACAAAUAAUGAUAAAUAUAUCCCAAGUAGGCCUGCACCAAAACCACCAGGGAAACCUUCCUUGGGGUCUAAUGCUUCUUCUCCAUUAAUAAGACAAAAUUCAAUAGUGUCUCCUAUAUCCACACCGACCAUUGGAAGGCAACCGAGUCGAUCUUCAUCACAAAUACAAACACUAAAUAAAAAGGAAAAACAACCAUUACCUCCAUUACCUCCACCAACUCUUCAACAGAAACAAGAUAAUGAUACCAGUAUUGAAACAAAGAUACCACCAAUCCCUCGAACUGAUAAUACUUUAACAAAUGAGAAAAAUAUAUCAAGAGAAGCCUCAAGACAUGUUAGUGAGAAGAAAAGAAUAGAAAGAGAAAAUCGUAAGAGACAACUAUAUGCGAAAUUGGCGGAGAUAUGUUCACCGGGUGAUCCAAGUAAAUUAUAUACUAAUCUAGUUAAGAUUGGCCAAGGUGCAUCAGGUGGUGUUUAUAUUGCCAAUGAUGUCAGUACGAAUGAAUCCAUUGCUAUCAAACAAAUGAAUCUAGAAAAGCAACCAAAGAAGGAAUUAAUAAUUAAUGAGAUCUUAGUCAUGAAGGGAAGUAAACAUCCAAAUAUUGUCAAUUUUAUUGACUCGUAUCUUUUAGAUGGUGAUUUAUGGGUCAUUAUGGAAUAUAUGGAAGGUGGAUCCUUAACAGAUGUAGUGACUCAUUGUAUAUUGACUGAAGGGCAAAUUGGUGCUGUUUGCAGAGAAACGUUAUCAGGCCUUCAAUUCCUUCAUUCCAAAGGUGUGUUACACAGAGAUAUUAAAUCUGAUAAUAUUUUAUUAUCAAUUAAUGGUAAUAUUAAAUUGACAGAUUUCGGGUUUUGUGCACAAGUUAAUGAAACUACUUUGAAAAGGACUACGAUGGUUGGUACUCCAUAUUGGAUGGCACCGGAAGUUGUCUCGAGGAAAGAAUAUGGUCCCAAAGUAGAUAUUUGGUCACUAGGUAUUAUGAUUAUUGAAAUGAUUGAAGGUGAACCUCCAUAUCUAAAUGAAACACCACUAAGAGCCUUAUAUCUAAUUGCUACAAAUGGUACCCCUGAAUUGAAAGAACGAGAAAAAUUGAGUGAUGUGCUGAAACAUUUCCUUGAUUGGUGUUUAAGUGUAAAUCCAGAUCAAAGAGCUUCAGCGACAGAACUUUUAGAAGAUGUCUUUAUAACGGAAUAUGCUGAUGCAAAUGAAUCAUUGGCACCAUUAGUUAAGUUGGCACGUAUGAAAAAAAUGGAUGAUGAUAAAGAUGAUGAAUUUGAUUGA